Molecule: messenger RNA, 4228 nt
Organism: Rhineura floridana
Lineage: Eukaryota; Metazoa; Chordata; Lepidosauria; Squamata; Rhineuridae
Gene: TIA1
Product: TIA1 cytotoxic granule associated RNA binding protein
Exons: 13
Coding region: 269-1441 (390 amino acids)
Molecular function (GO): mRNA binding
Source: RefSeq, a predicted model, not a curated record
UUUCAUUGGGCGAGCGCGCAUAAGCGAAGGGAGCUGGUGAGAGCGCGCUCACGCCGCCGUAAACUGCUUGCGGCGCAUGCGCUAACGCUACCUUCCGUCGGCCUGCCCGGGCCUCUCUGCCCACCAGCGCCAUCUUGAGAGACGAGCGGCGGGUUUGUUGUCCGCCGCGGCGUCGGGGCUCCCUGAGGCCUCCCUCGCGCCUGGACUUGGCCUGCGGGUCGGCGCGGUUGACUAGGCCUGGCUGGAGGGCUGAGGAGCCGCCGCCAUCAUGGAGGACGAAAUGCCGAAGACGCUGUAUGUGGGAAAUCUGUCAAGAGAUGUUACUGAGGCACUAAUUCUCCAGCUCUUCAGCCAGAUUGGACCAUGCAAAAAUUGCAAAAUGAUCAUGGAUACAGCUGGAAAUGAUCCGUACUGUUUUGUGGAGUUUUAUGAGCAUCGUCAUGCAGCUGCAGCUUUAGCGGCUAUGAAUGGACGGAAGAUAAUGGGUAAGGAGGUCAAAGUCAACUGGGCAACAACCCCCAGCAGCCAGAAGAAAGAUACCAGCAGUAGUACCGUUGUCAACACACUGCGUUCACAAGACCACUUCCAUGUCUUUGUUGGAGACCUCAGCCCAGAGAUUACAACUGAAGAUAUAAAAGCAGCUUUUGCACCAUUUGGAAGAAUAUCGGAUGCUCGAGUUGUUAAGGACAUGGCAACAGGAAAAUCUAAAGGAUAUGGCUUUGUUUCUUUCUUCAAUAAAUGGGAUGCAGAAAAUGCGAUUCAGCAGAUGGGGGGACAAUGGCUUGGUGGAAGACAAAUUAGGACUAAUUGGGCAACACGUAAACCUCCAGCUCCAAAGAGUACAUACGAGUCAAAUGCCAAACAACUUUCCUAUGAUGAUGUUGUAAAUCAGUCCAGUCCAAGCAACUGCACUGUAUACUGUGGUGGUGUUACUUCAGGACUGACAGAACAGCUGAUGCGCCAGACAUUUUCUCCUUUUGGACAGAUAAUGGAAAUUCGAGUCUUCCCAGAUAAAGGAUACUCCUUUGUACGGUUCAAUUCUCAUGAAAGUGCUGCACAUGCAAUUGUUUCAGUCAAUGGGACAACUAUAGAAGGACAUGUUGUGAAAUGUUACUGGGGCAAAGAAACGCCAGAUAUGAUCAAUCCAAUCCAACAGCAGAAUCAAGUGGGAUAUCCACCACCUUACGGGCAGUGGGGCCAGUGGUAUGGCAAUGCACAGCAGAUUGGCCAGUACAUGCCUAAUGGCUGGCAGGUCCCUGCAUAUGGAAUGUAUGGACAAGCGUGGAAUCAAGGGUUUAAUCAGACGCAGUCUUCUGCAGCGUGGAUGGGUGCAAAUUAUGGUGUGCCACCGCCACCACCACCGCCACCUCCCCAGGGGCAAAAUGGAAGUGUUCUAACUAGUCAAACUGGAUAUCGGAUGGCAGGUUUUGAAACGCAGUGAGAGGGACACAGAAGGACUCUGAAAUAGAACAACUGGUGGCUUUGAGGCUAUAUGGAGCAUUGUAAAAUCCUUUGUUUACUUUUAAAAAACCUAUCCAAUCAAGUCAGUGCAAAAGUCAGAAAACAGUAUUUAUUUUUAAUCAUGAAACUAUGUUGUCCACAUUUUUUUUAAAACACACACACACAGGAAAUACUAGAUGCUGGAUAUCUGCCAACUUUUGCCUUCUUUUUCCUCUUUUGAGAUGUGUUUCUUAAGAUCCUUGUUUGAAACACAACAAAUGCAGGGAUUUCUGCCACUUUUAGAUUGGGGCAGAAAAUUGCACAAUAUCAAACUUUUUUCCACUGAAGUAGUGUGCAGUUAUAGUUUGCAUUCCUAGUAUGACUUAAAAUGUAUAUGAAAAGUUGUACGAAAGAAAAAAACCACGCCAAAACUGUGUGAAUUCUGAAGGUUUAUUGCGAUCUUCAGCUUGUGCACAAUUCUGUUCUAAAGAGAGCCUAUUGUAUAAAAUGUCCCAUCUCGUCACUUUUGUUAUACUGGGGUUUCAAAUAUAACUUAUUGGUUUACAUUAUUUUGUAUCUAGACAUUUUUCAAAAAGUGAUUUUUGCCUUACUGUCAGCUAUUAAAUUAUUAAAUGGGGGUGGCGGUGGGAAGUGAUGGUUGGCACUAGUAGUUGUACAGAGCUCUCAGAUGGAUCCAACUCUUCAUGUUGUUAGAUGUGAGAAGGUGCCUGGGAAAUCCCUGUUGGAUUUGCUUAAAGAUCUUCACCGAUGAACUUAGCCCAGUUUCAGAUAUUAUUAAAAUGUGACACAUUCUAAUGAACCAGCUUUUCUAAAUCUCUCAGUUUUUACAUUUACAUGUAUCCUUUACCAUGUAAACUAUUUUAGCAAAUUAAUAUUUUUCACAAAAGUUGGUCAACUUUUGUAUGUCUCCUUCUUUGAAAGGGCAAGAGGGAGAGAUUUAUGUGACAAUGAGUAUGAUUUUCAGCUUUGGCUUUUUGCAUGUGAAUAUCAAAUACAUCAUUAGAUUUUGAAUACACAAGUCAUGCUCUCAUUUUUCAGAGAUAUGUAGAGAAUACAUUGGUCUUAGCAACUUUUUACUCAAGUGGAGUAAAUUUGACUUGAUUUAGCAUGUACAGGUAGAGCAGUGAAAUCUUGUAGCAUUGUGCAAAUCAGGCCAGGAGUAUGAGGAAUGCUCCAGUUAAGCCUGAAGGACCAGCUGGAUUAAACAUUUUAAUUGUUCAGAGGCCAAAAACCUUGGUAUCCUACCUCCUUGAUUAGCCUUCAGAGAGUGCAAAAAAGAAAGCUACCCUUAGGUGUAGUAUUUAUUUGUCCCUGUUAAUGCCCGGGCAUGUGGAGAUGUUUGCUUUUUGUUCUGCAUUGGUUGUAGUAGAGCAACAUAUCAAGGGACUAUUGAGCUUAUGUUAUAUGGAGUGUCCUAUGACUGUAUUUUAUGGGAAGAAGUGACCCUAUGACAGUAGGGGGCUGGCUUUGGAGAUCCUAUUUCUCUUGAUUUAAACCCCUCCUCUUUGGGGAAUGUCCCAUGGUUCAGGACAGUGGAGGUGGGAAGCUGUUCUAAAAUGUGAAAGCUUGCUACAAGAUUAAUUUUACGGUGGGGGGGGGGUAGAGGAAAAGACAAAGGAAAGCUUAUGAUGCGACUCUUGAGAAACAGUGGCCCCUGACUGAGCAUUCUGUAAAAGCGAGCAGAACCAGAUUGCUUGAAAUUAACCUUUGUCACCCUGUAGACAGGACUUGGCCCACAUAAUUUUAAAUAAUAAAGCAUACCCAAAAGACAGCUUAACUCAUAGAUCACUCUCAUUUAUGCCUCCUUGAUGCCUUUUAAACUUGCAUAAACAUACCUUCUGGCUUCUGACCAUCUCUGCUUGUACAGUUCUUUUAAAAGAGUACAGGAAUAGGGUUGAGGUGAGUUUGGUGCCGCAUUGGAAUUUCUAUGUGUGUAUUUUUCAGCAAUAGGACUGCCCAGGUUUGCUUGUCUUAAAUAAAAUUCCUGUCAUUAAAACAGUCUGAGAUCCUAUUAACUAGUGUUUUAAAAAACAAGCACACAUACACAUGCAGGCUUUUAAUAUCAUGUCAGUGCUGGUUGCUGUCCUUGGAUUUCCCCCCCCCCUCAAUUUUGACAACCAGGAAGACACGAAUUUUUGGGGGGUGGGGGUGUUGACCAUAAUUAAAGGGACCAAAAAUUCUAAAGCUUCUCGGAUUACAAAAUACUAUGAGAAAAAUGAUUUGAUCAGGCCCUUUAAGUACUGCAAUUGUUACUACUAAGCUACUUUUCACUAGGACUGUCUGCCUUUCUGAAAAUCACUCCUAACUUCUACAGGAGACAAUCAAAACUGGAGUUGUUCACGAAAUACCAGCUUUAUUGGGGAUCCCUUUGUGCUGUAACAUUUCCAUACUGGCCCCAAGACAAAAGUAGGCGAAGCAUUUGAGGCCAUUUCUUCCCUUCACUGUUGCCCUUCUUUCUUUCCUGCUUUUAGUUUAAGCAUUUGUCAGGCCUUUGUUUAUAAAAGGGAGUCGUCUUAAUAUGAUAAAUAUAAAAAUAAUAAUGUCCCAUAGAGAUAACAAAAGGAAGACAAAGCUGUCUGGGGUAUUUGAUUUGGGUCUUUUGUUUCUAAAUAGCACCCCAUUUUUGUCUCUGUACAAACAUUAAAAGCUUCAUUUGGACUAAUGUAUUUUGAUACUUGUAUUUAGAAGUUCAAGAACUUCACUCCAGAAGCCGUGAGUUUUGAAAGCCAUUAAGAUGUUAAUAAAAGAUGUGAGCUUGUGUAUUUCA